Messenger RNA from Gordionus sp. m RMFG-2023, 1512 nucleotides. Its product is annotated as sulfotransferase 1B1-like. The record is from RefSeq and is a predicted model, not a curated record. The transcript is spliced from 6 exons. Gene Ontology annotation, biological process: sulfation. Gene Ontology annotation, molecular function: sulfotransferase activity. NCBI's taxonomy places the organism in Eukaryota, Metazoa, Nematomorpha, Gordioida, Chordodea, Parachordodidae. Gene Ontology annotation, cellular component: cytoplasm. The coding region runs from base 117 to 1262 and encodes 381 amino acids.
AAGCGACAGGCGAAAAUGUAAACGACACUCAAUCUUUUUAAAAAUAAUUAAAUUUAAAAAUAAAAUAAAAUUCAAUUAUAAAAUAAAUACUUUUUAUUAAAAAAAAAUUUAAAUUAAUGACAUUGAACGAAAAAUACGAAUGCUACGUGAAGGAAAUUGAGGAAGCUCACAUAUGGCAGGGCAUUCUCUACCCCGGGUUUCUGUUCAAACCAGAAGUUCUGAACGAUAUUCAAAGUUUCAAAGUGCGCAAGGAUGAUAUAUUCAUAGCUACUUUUCCCAAAUCAGGUACCACUUGGACGGCUGAAAUAGUUUCUCUCAUCAAAAGUGAGGUGAAUAUUCCUUUCGUUAAAAGUCUGGACAUAUCGGAAAGGGUGAUUCAUUUGGAGACCCCGCCAAACAGAUCCCUCAAAUUGCUAGAGGAUCUAGGGUCGCCUAGAAUCUUUGGCACCCAUUUACCAUUCCACUUGUUACCAGAUUCCAUCAAGAAAGGAGAUUGCAAAGUUAUAUACGUGAUGAGAAACCCUAAAGAUGUGGCGGUCUCGUUCUAUCAUCAUCAUAGGAUGGCUAAAGAUCUAGGAAAUUUUUCUGGCUCCUUCAAGGACUUCUUAGCUCUAUUCUCGGCAGGCAAAACUGUUUGUGGAUCCUGGUUCGACCAUGUAAUAGGAUAUUGGGAGCAAACAGAGAAAAACAUUUUGUUCCUCAAAUACGAAGAUAUGAAAAAGAAUUUCCGAGAAAAUAUAGAAAAAAUCGCAGAUUUCUUGGGAGCCGAUCUAUCUGACGAGCAAAUCUUCAAAGUGCUAAACCAUUGUUCAUUCGAAUCCAUGCAAAAGAAUGAAAAGGCUAAUCGCGAUUGGAUUCCAAUAUUCGAUAAAUCCAAAGGAAACUUUAUGAGAAAAGGUAUAGUCGGCGAUUGGAAAAACUAUUUUGACCAGCAGGAUAACCAAGCCUUCAUGUCUUUGUAUCAUGCCAAAAUGGGGCAGUAUACCAACCUCAAGUUCGAAUUUGAAAUCCCUCUACAACCUCGCCUUCUGCCUAACCAGCCAAAUAAGAAAACCAAUUUCUCGGCUAAAAAUUCCACUCCUCUCAGUAUCACCAACUCAUCACCGCAGGAAAAUGAAUAUUCCUCUUCCUCCACCGAUAACGCCUUCAAUUCUAUAAACUAUGAAUCUUCCAUAAAAUUUAUCAAUAAUAAUGUCUUCGCAUACCAUGAACGUUCAUUGUUAAGUACAUCUCCAACUUCACCUUUAUUUAUUGUCCGAUGAUUCUCAAGAGGUCAAAAAGUGUAAGGGGAAAAAAAUUGUAGGCAAUGAUCUCCAAAACAAAAUAUACAAUUUUUAUUAUAUAUUAUUUUUUUUCCUUACCUCCAUAUUUUAAUACUUAAUCCAUUUAAUUAUACAUAUUAUAUUAUCGUAUUUAAUGCGCAUUUCAAAAAUAAUAUAUAUCUAGUACUAUAUUGUGCAUACUUAUUUAAAUAAGCUCAAAAUGAUUGACGACUGCGCUACAAUUAUAUCC